Molecule: messenger RNA, 2780 nt
Organism: Phacochoerus africanus (Common warthog)
Lineage: Eukaryota; Metazoa; Chordata; Mammalia; Artiodactyla; Suidae
Gene: AMHR2
Product: anti-Mullerian hormone receptor type 2
Exons: 12
Coding region: 990-2684 (564 amino acids)
Biological process (GO): cellular response to growth factor stimulus; protein phosphorylation; BMP signaling pathway
Cellular component (GO): plasma membrane; signaling receptor complex
Molecular function (GO): transforming growth factor beta receptor activity; ATP binding
Source: RefSeq, a predicted model, not a curated record
CACAGAUACUAGUCGGGUUUGUUACCACUGAGCCAUGAUGGGAACUUCCACUGCAGACUUUAAUCAGGGGAUCCUAAUGAAGAAUUUUGUGUAUAUGGAAUCCAGGAAGCCUUUCUUCCUACACUGAAGUUCUUUCUCAGGGCCUUCCUAAUCCCCCAGUUCUCAAAUCCUUACCCAUUCUCUCACCAUCUCAACUCUAAACUACACUUGCCCAGAGCAGGUAAAGUUGCCAGAAACCUGGCUGGAAUGUUUCUUUUCUUUUCUUUUCUUUUUUGGCCAUGCCCACAUCAUGCAGAAGAUCAAAACCACUCCACAGCAGUGACCAGAGCCAUGGCAGUACAGCACCAGGUCCUCAACCCACUGAGCCACCAGGGAACUCCCAUCUAUCUUGAGGGUAGUUAUCCAAGGCUUUGGUAAAUGAAGAGACUGCCUUCCUGCCCAAAUCCUUACCUUGAUAUCCUCUGGAGGAGUCUCCUGAGAUGCUCCUGAUACAGAAGCUGUUUUAGGAAGUUCCUCUGUGGGACAGUGGGUUAAGGAUCUGGCAUUUCUGCUAUGGUGUGGGUUUGGUUCCUGUCCUGGGAACUUCCACAUGCCUUGGGUGCAGCCAAAAAAAUAGAUAUUUUAUCUUUAACUCCUCCCCUGGUCCCAGAUUUACCUGACCUGGAACUGAUGAAGGAAAAUAGCUGUAACUAAGGACGACAUGCUACCUCUGGACUCCUCAAAGGGCCCAGAGAAAAGCGGAGGUGGCUGAAGAGAGGAGGAUAUGAGGUUGGUUCUCUGCUCCUCCCUCUCUCUCCCUGCUUUUCCCCACACCCAUCCUCUCCCCCACAGAGACUGGGAAGCCGUCUCCCCCACAGAGACUGGGAAGAGGGAGGGGGGCGGAGUUGGGGACUGAGGGCUCAGAAGCCCCACGGUGCCCUGCAUCUGGAGGAAGCCCUGGCCAGGGGCAGCUGUGCUGGCUCUGGCUCCCUGCCUCUCACUGCUUCAGCAUGAUGCUGGGGACUCUGGGACUUUGGGCACUGCUUCCAGCAACAGUGCAAGCACCCCCAAGCAGGCGGACCUGUGUGUUCUUUGAGGCCCCUGGAGUGCGGGGAAGCACAAAGACUCUGGGGAAGCUGCUAGAUGCAGGACCAGGGCUCCCCAGGGGUAUCCGCUGCCUCUACAGCCACUGCUGCUUUGGGAUCUGGAACCUGACCCAAGACCGGGCACAGGUGGAGAUGCAAGGAUGCCGAGACAGUGAUGAGCCAGGCUGUGAGUCCCCCCACUGUGACCCGAGCCCCCGAGCCCAUCCCAGCCCCGUCUCCACUCUCUUCACUUGCUCCUGUGGCACUGACUUCUGCAAUGCCAAUUACAGCCAUCUGCCUCCUCCAGGGAGCCCUGGGACUCCGGCUUCCCAGGGUCCCCAGGCUGUCCCAGGCGAGUCCAUCUGGAUGGCGCAGGUGCUGCUGGGGCUGUUCCUCUUCCUCCUGCUGCUGCUGAGCAGCAUCAUCGUGGCCCUGCUACAACGUAAGGCCUGCCGAGUGCAAGGUGGGCCAGAGCCAGAACCAGAGCCAGAGCCAGAGUCAGACUCAGGCAGGAACUGGAGUGCCGAGCUGCCCGAGCUGCCCGAGCUCUGCUUCUCCCAGGUUAUCCGGGAAGGAGAUCACACAGUGGUGUGGGCUGGGCAGCUGCAAGGCAAGCUGGUAGCCAUCAAGGCCUUCCCCCUGAAGGCUGUGGCCCAGUUCCAAGCUGAGAGAGCACUGUACGAGCUGCCUGGCCUACAGCAUGACCACAUUGUCCGUUUCAUCACUGCCAGCAGGGGCAGCCCUGGCCCCCUGCCCUGUGGGCCCCUGCUGGUACUGGAACUGCACCCCAAGGGCUCCUUGUGCCACUACUUGACCCAGCACACCAGUGACUGGGAAAGUUCCCUGAGGAUGGCGCUGUCUCUGGCACAGGGCCUGGCGUUUCUCCAUGAGGAACGCUGGCAGGAUGGCCAAUAUAAACCAGGUAUUGCCCACCGAGAUCUGAGCAGCCAGAACGUGCUCAUUCGGGAUGAUGGGUCCUGCGCCAUUGGAGACCUGGGCCUCGCCUUGGUGCUCCCUGGCCUCGCUCAGCCACCCACCUGGGCCCCUACUCAACCCCGAGGCCCAGCUGCCAUCAUGGAGGCUGGUACCCAGAGGUACAUGGCACCAGAACUCUUGGACAAGACUCUGGACCUACAGGACUGGGGCACAGCCCUCCGGCGAGCCGACGUUUACUCUCUGGCUCUGCUCCUGUGGGAGAUCCUGAGUCGCUGCGCAGAUUUAUACCCUGACAGCAGCCCACCCCCCUUCCAACUGGCCUAUGAGGCAGAACUGGGUAGCAGCCCCACCACCUGUGAGCUGUGGACCUUGGCAGUGGAGGAGAGAAGGCGUCCCCACGUCCCAUCCACCUGGAGCUGCUUCGCCACAGACCCUGGUGGCCUGAGAGAGCUCCUGGAGGACUGCUGGGAUGCAGACCCAGAAGCACGGCUGACAGCUGCGUGUGUACAGCAGCGCCUGGCCACCCUGACCCAUCCUCAGGAGGCCCAUCCCUUCCCAGAGGGCGGUCCACGUGGAUGCCCACCUCUCUGCCCAGAAGAUGGUCUCUCAAUUCCUCUCCCUCACCAUUUGCCCUUACAGGCCUCGGCUGAGCGUCUGCCACGUCAUUGUUCAGCAAGGCCCUAGUUCCAGAAAUCCUCAACUCCCUGUACUGCUUCUCAUGUGUAAAGAUGCAGUUUAUGUAUAAUCUGUGUACAUGCAAACAUAAAUAUGGUAAUCAGA